Boleophthalmus pectinirostris (great blue-spotted mudskipper) is the source of this 784-nucleotide messenger RNA. It is a transcript of the gene ptgdsa, whose product is annotated as prostaglandin D2 synthase a. The record is from RefSeq and is a predicted model, not a curated record. NCBI's taxonomy places the organism in Eukaryota, Metazoa, Chordata, Actinopteri, Gobiiformes, Gobiidae. Gene Ontology annotation, molecular function: small molecule binding. Bases 98 to 646 code for a protein of 182 amino acids. The transcript is spliced from 6 exons.
UUUGCCACUCAGUUCCUACCGUGGACACUUUCUGCCUUAGAAUCAGGUCACGAGAUUCACGCACACUUUUGAAAUCCACUCACAUCUUUGCUUCAACAUGGGGUCCACUGGGGUUGCUGUUGUCAUGGUGACGGUGAUGAUGAUAGUGCAUGCGGACAUCAAGCCACAGAAGGACUUCAACUUGCAAAGAUUUGGAGGCAGGUGGUACCGAGUGGGCCUGGCCUACGACUCUCCAUCAUUCCUCCCUCUCAGACCUCUGCUGACCGCUUCUAUGGGCAUUGUCACCCCACUGCCCAAUGGCAGCGUCAACCUCACCAUGUGGGAGCAAACUCCUGUUGGCUGUUUGACCAAGAUGUAUCAUUAUGAAGCGGGCAGCGUGCCAGGGCAGUUCAGUUACUUCAGCUUACGUCACAAUAUAGUGAAGGAUAUAACAGUAGUGGACACUAAUUACACUGAAUAUGCCAUAGUCCUGAAGAAUAAAGUGUUUAAUCGGGAGUACACCCAAGUGGCCCUGUAUGCUCGUAGUUUGAAAGUGAAAAAUGAAGUGUAUCAGAAGUACAAAGCCUUUGCCCUGUCGCGCCACCUCCCCAGAGACUCGAUCAUGACUCCUCCUCCAGCUGAGAACUGUCCAGUUAAUGGACACUAACUGGGUCUCUUUAACUAUAAGUUGGAUGCAUAAAACUAUGUUUUGCCUUCUGUGUAGUAGUUCAUUUCUCAAAUUUUCCAGUUCUUAAUUAACCUUUUGUCAAACAGGUCAAAUAAAUAAACAUACACUAAUAAAAUG